Aspergillus chevalieri is the source of this 1431-nucleotide messenger RNA. It is a transcript of the gene erg9, whose product is annotated as bifunctional farnesyl-diphosphate farnesyltransferase/squalene synthase. Lineage: Eukaryota; Fungi; Ascomycota; Eurotiomycetes; Eurotiales; Aspergillaceae. Gene Ontology annotation, molecular function: squalene synthase [NAD(P)H] activity. Gene Ontology annotation, biological process: ergosterol biosynthetic process; farnesyl diphosphate metabolic process. The transcript is spliced from 4 exons. Bases 1 to 1431 code for a protein of 476 amino acids. The record is from RefSeq and is a predicted model, not a curated record. Gene Ontology annotation, cellular component: endoplasmic reticulum membrane.
AUGGGCCUCAUCGGAAAUGUCCUCUACUACUCUUUCCACCCCUCGGAAUUGAGGGCCAUAAUGCAAUGGAAAGUCUGGCACAUCCCCGUUCAUCAACGUAACGAGAAGGACGAAACCGAAACACAAAAGACCUGCUUCAAAUUCCUGGACAAGACUAGCCGAAGUUUCAGCGCCGUCAUCAAGGAACUCCAUCCCGAGUUGCUGCUCCCUGUGUGUCUGUUCUACCUGAUCUUGCGUGGCUUGGAUACCGUCGAGGAUGACACCUCGAUUCCUCUUGCGACCAAGGAGCCUUUGCUUCGCGACUUCAAGGACUUCCUCGAACAGGAUGGCUGGACCUUCAAUGGCAACCGGCCAGAGGAGAAGGACCGGGAGCUGCUGGUUCAGUUCCACAACGUCAUCACCGAGUUCAAGAACUUGAAGCCCGCCUACAAGGAAAUCAUCAGGGACAUCACCGACAAAAUGGGCAACGGUAUGGCCGACUAUGCCCGCAAGGCCGAAUCCGACGAUGCGAGCGUCAUAACCAUUGAGCAGUAUGACUUGUAUUGUUACUACGUGGCCGGUUUGGUCGGUGAAGGUCUGACCCGUCUGUUCAUCGAGUCGGAGUUUGGCAAUCCGGGAUUGUUGAAGCGCGAUCAACUGCACAAAUCCAUGGGGCUCUUCCUGCAGAAAACGAAUAUCAUCCGUGAUAUCCGGGAAGACAACGAUGACGGCCGCCGCUUUUGGCCCAAAGAGAUUUGGUCCAAGCACGUCAACGAUUUUGACGACCUUUUCAAGCCGGAGAAUCUCGAUAGCGCUCUGAACUGCAGCUCCGAGAUGGUCUUGAAUGCACUGGAACACGUUGAGGACUGUCUUUUCUACCUCGCUGGUCUGCGUGAGCAGAGCGUGUUCAACUUCUGUGCGAUUCCCCAGUCCAUGGCCAUUGCUACCCUCGAACUGUGCUUCCGCAACCCAGCAAUCUUCCAGCGCAAUGUCAAGAUCACCAAGGGUGAUGCUUGCCAGCUGAUGAUGGAGUCGACUCAAAACCUGCAUCUGGUCUACCAGGUGUUCCGCCGGUACGCUCGCCGGAUUCACAAGAAGAACUCUCCGAAGGACCCGAACUUCCUUAAGAUCAGUCUUGUUUGCGGACGUAUUGAGAAAUUCGCCGAAACCAUCUUCCCAAGCCAGUCCGCCGAGGAAGCUCAGCGUCGCUUGACUGGUGCGGUGACUGAGGAGGAGGCACGCAAGGCCAAGGAAGAGGCCGAAGCGCGCCAGGAUGUCUACUUCAUCAUGGGCCUUAUGGGUGUCGUUGUGUUGAUCGUUGCGCUGACUAUGACUGGAUUUGCCUGGUACAUGGGCGCACGCUUUGAUCUCGCCUGGAAGGAGUUGAAGAAGGGCAACUUCCGUCCCCCCCAGCACCUUCGCGGGGCCACAGGAACCCACCAAGAGUUAUAG